Molecule: messenger RNA, 477 nt
Organism: Aplosporella prunicola CBS 121167
Lineage: Eukaryota; Fungi; Ascomycota; Dothideomycetes; Botryosphaeriales; Aplosporellaceae
Exons: 1
Coding region: 130-369 (79 amino acids)
Source: RefSeq, a predicted model, not a curated record
GAUGUGCCGGAUGCCUGUCUUCUUGUUGGACCUGCGUCUCAACCGAUCUCCAGAUCUUCUACUCUUUAACUUGGUAUUUAAUUUUCUUAACUUCCGAUUCUCUUAUCCUCUAGAUUUCUUUAGUGGAUUAUGAUUACUACACGACAUCUCUUUCAAACCAACAAGCUACAAGCUGCAUACACCUCAAACCUACACGCAAGCCCUUAUCAGAAACGGCACAAAAGAAGUCGCAGGCCCCCAAGAACCAAGUUCAUUCCAUCCCGUCCCGUCCCGUCCCACAACAACAACAACAACAACAACAAAGACAAAAAAAGCUUCGUUCUCCGUCCCUCUAUCACUUAUACCGUAGACAAUAGUAACAGAGCGUGACAGCAAAGGUCACGGAUACCCUUGCAUGCUGCUGGGUAAGUCGCGCUUACAACAAUGGAAAUGGAAGUCCCUUUUCUCGAAUUUUCCGAUAUCAACUCCUCUCCGGAC